UUAAAGCCACUGAAUUGGAAGGGAUUUCAUAAUAAGGAAAGUAACGUUGUGGCUCAAGUACUAAAACAUGUCGUACACUACAUGGGUUUUGGUUAUUGAAUCUGUUCUAAUUAUAACAGUAAACGUCAUAACAAUCGUCAUAUUUACGACCACGUUGCGCCUGCGCAMAAGACAGUAUGUAUUGAUAAUCAGCCUCGCWGUGGCUGAUCUUUUAGUGGGACUUAUUUCCGUGCCAAUGCACAUUGUUUACGAAGAAGAGCAUCUAGUUUCCAAUCAACCUUGGUUAUCACGUCUUUAUUAUGCACAAGAUACGUUCUUUGGAGCGGCUUCCUUAUUUGGUUUGGCAGCGUUGGCCAUUGAACGAGCACAUGCAACAUUCGCGCCGUUCAAGCAUCACACCUUGACCAAUGUCCCGUAUGUUGUUGGGAUCAUUAUAAUGUGGGUGGUACCUUUUGCUGCAAGUGCAGUGCCCUUUGCAUUUGACAAUGAAGCCAUAAUAGGAGUGCCACGAAUUGGGACUAUUGCCAUUUCACUUAUAAUAAUAGUCACGGCUUACCUCCUCAUUUUUAUCAACGUCCGUUGCUUGGCAACUCAACAAUCUCAUAACAUGACCGACCAUGGCAACAAGAAGCUCACCGCAACCAUAGCAAUUGUUACUAUUCUUAGCCUUAUGACGUGGGCCCCAUAUCAAUCUGCUGUUAUUUUUCAUUUAAUUAAGAAAAGCAAAACGAAAACGUCCUGGUUGGUGCGAAACACAACGAAGCUUAUCAUCUACGCGAACUCCCUCGUAAACUUCUUUAUCUACGCGUGGCGAAUGAGGGAAUUCAAGAGGGAAAUCAUUCGCAAAAUGAAAUGCUGUAGCAAGAUAACUCCAGAAGAAGAUAUUGAGAUACAGGAAAAUAACCAACCAGCAACAUCAACAAGACAGUCGAAGUGAAAUGAAUCAGAAUCAUCACCGACAUUUAUAUUGGUUGUCAAGGAAUUACGACUUUUAAGACUUAAAAAAAUCAAAACAUUGCUAUUUGUAAAUACUUUAACUAGUCAAAAAAGGCUCAACAUUGCACAAAACACAGAUCAAGAUCGUUUGCAAGUUAAUACAUUUCUUUAGCAGCCUUUUUACUUUAAAAAUGAUCCUUUCCUUGUCCAUCUUUCCGUAUCUAGUAACCUUACCUUUUUCUGUAUUACUUUAAUAUAAUGAGCUUUAUAACUUGCUUUUCUAGGGCAAAUUUUCAUUACAAACAGUUGCAGCUGUGUCUAGUAAACGUCAGCAUACGCAGUCGAGUUUGCAGAUCUUGUGAAUGAUUAAGCACAAUCUAAAU
Messenger RNA from Exaiptasia diaphana, 1319 nucleotides. Its product is annotated as adenosine receptor A2b-like. Bases 68 to 937 code for a protein of 289 amino acids. Lineage: Eukaryota; Metazoa; Cnidaria; Anthozoa; Actiniaria; Aiptasiidae. Gene Ontology annotation, biological process: G protein-coupled receptor signaling pathway. The record is from RefSeq and is a predicted model, not a curated record. The transcript has 2 exons. Gene Ontology annotation, molecular function: G protein-coupled receptor activity. Gene Ontology annotation, cellular component: membrane.